Molecule: messenger RNA, 1209 nt
Organism: Petromyzon marinus (sea lamprey)
Lineage: Eukaryota; Metazoa; Chordata; Hyperoartia; Petromyzontiformes; Petromyzontidae
Product: glutathione S-transferase P-like
Biological process (GO): glutathione metabolic process
Molecular function (GO): glutathione transferase activity
Source: RefSeq, a predicted model, not a curated record
CAGGGAGCCACGUGCGAGCUCGCUACACCACAGCUUAUAUCACCGCCGCUGUUGAUGGUGAAGCAUGGUCAGAUAACUUCCGUGACUGGCAUGAUGUGGGGGGAAGCCUCCAUCCACACAGUGCGAGUGUCGAGAACUCCGCGUGUCAGGGGGCUGGGCAUGUGCUGGCAGCCCGCCCAUGCCGUGACCACCAUCACGUUAACAACCACCACCACCACCACCACACACGCCGUGACCACCACUACCACCACCACCACACGGGGGAUCUCCAUCGUUGUCUGCACUGCCAUGGCUGCACAGGAGGAGGGAUGGGUGCUCUACUACUGGCCCAAGCUGGCGGGCCGUGCCGAGUUCAUUCGCCUUGUGCUGGAGGAGGCCGGUGAACCUUACACCGAGGUCAACGAUGGCAUUGAGGCCAUGUUCUUUCAGGGCAAGCACCAAGAAUACCCCGCGCUUGCGCCUCCGCUCAUCCGCAAAGGAUCGUUCACGCUGUCGCAGACGCCCGUUAUCUGCCGCUACCUGGGCCGACGCCUGGGCCUGUGGCCGCAGAGCGAGGACGACGAGUGGCACGCGGAUCAGGUCAACGCCACGAUCCACGACUUCAUCUGCGAGGGGCGUCUGGCUUUCCACGGGAAGGACUUCCAUGCUUCGUACUUCACGCAGCAGGAGGAGACCAAGCCGUACAUCGAGAAAUUCGUGAAGGAACGGCUGCUCCGCUUUCUCGGACACUUUGAGGCCACCCUCAAGGCCAACGAUGGAGGCCAAGGGUUCCUGGUGGGCGACUCGCUGACGUACGUGGACUUGGCACUGCUGCACGCCCUGCGUGCCACCGAGGCGCAGUUCCCCGAGGAGUGGGCGGCAGCGGCGGAGGUCACGGCGCUGCUGCGCGCAUUCCAGCAGCGCGUGGCGGCGCGACCUCGCCUCGCCGCCUACUUCCGCUCCGAGCGCUGCAAGCCCUUUGAGGGCAACAGCAUGAUGUAGGUGGGCCGGCGGGGCCCGCGCCUCCAUUGUUCAUGGGGCGUGUGGCCGGUUGGCAUGCGCUCUGGCGCAGUGGCAAUUCAGAGGGUGUCAAUUUUUUCAGAAGGCCGUAAAUUUCGGUGGUGGCGUAUCAAUUUUAAAAUUUCUGAGAAGGCGAUUUAUAAAUUUGGGAAGAAAAAAUGAUGGCGUACGCAUUUUAAAAAUUUGUAAUAAAAUGCAUCUAAAAUGAAA